AUGCUUCCUAUGCCAAUUGAUUGUACUUCUGCUGUUAGUACUCCUGCUGCCAGUACUUCUGCUGCCAGUACUUCUGCUGCCAGUACUCCUGCUGCCAGUACUCCUGCUGCCAGUACUUCUGCUGCCAGUACUCCUGCUGCCAGUACUCCUGCUGCCAGUACUUCUGCCAGUACUCCUGCUGCCAGUACUCCUGCUGCCAGUACUUCUGCUGCCAGUACUUCUGCUGCCAGUACUUCUGCUGUUAGUACUCCUGCUGCCAGUACUCCUGCUGCCAGUACUCCUGCUGCCAGUACUUGUGCUGCCAGUACUCCUGCUGCCAGUACUCCUGCUGCCAGUACUUCUGCCAGUACUCCUGCUGCCAGUACUCCUGCUGCCAGUACUUCUGCUGCCAGUACUUCUGCUGCCAGUACUUCUGCUGCCAGUACUCCUGCUGCCAGUACUCCUGCUGCCAGUACUUCUGCUGCCAGUACUUCUGCUGUUAGUACUCCUGCUGCCAGUACUCCUGCUGCCAGUACUUCUGCUGCCAGUACUUCUGCUGCCAGUACUUCUGCUGCCAGUACUCCUGCUGCCAGUACUCCUGCUGCCAGUACUCCUGCUGCCAGUACUUGUGCUGCCAGUACUCCUGCUGCCAGUACUCCUGCUGCCAGUACUUCUGCCAGUACUCCUGCUGCCAGUACUCCUGCUGCCAGUACUUCUGCUGCCAGUACUUCUGCUGCCAGUACUUCUGCUGUUAGUACUCCUGCUGCCAGUACUCCUGCUGCCAGUACUUCUGCUGCCAGUACUUCUGCUGCCAGUACUUCUGCUGCCAGUACUUCUGCUGCCAGUACUCCUGCUGCCAGUACUUCUGCUGCCAGUACUUCUGCUGCCAGUACUUCUGCUGCCAGUACUUCUGCUGCCAGUACUUCUGCUGUUAGUACUCCUGCUGCCAGUACUCCUGCUGCCAGUACUCCUGCUGCCAGUACUUCUGCUGCCAGUACUUCUGCUGCCAGUACUUCUGCUGCCAGUACUUCUGCUGCCAGUACUUCUGCUGCCAGUACUUCUGCUGCCAGUACUUCUGCUGUUAGUACUCCUGCUGCCAGUACUCCUGCUGCCAGUACUUCUGCUGCCAGUACUUCUGCUGCCAGUACUUCUGCUGCCAGUACUUCUGCUGCCAGUACUCCUGCUGCCAGUACUUCUGCUGCCAGUACUCCUGCUGCCAGUACUUCUGCUGCCAGUACUUCUGCUGCCAGUACUUCUGCUGCCAGUACUCCUGCUGCCAGUACUUCUGCUGCCAGUACUUCUGCUGCCAGUACUUCUGCUGCCAGUACUUCUGCUGUUAGUACUCCUGCUGCCAGUACUCCUGCUGCCAGUACUUCUGCUGCCAGUACUUCUGCUGCCAGUACUCCUGCUGCCAGUACUUCUGCUGCCAGUACUUCUGCUGCCAGUACUUCUGCUGCCAGUACUUCUGCUGCCAGUACUUCUGCUGCCAGUACUUCUGCUGCCAGUACUCCUGCUGCCAGUACUUCUGCUGCCAGUACUUCUGCUGCCAGUACUUCUGCUGUUAGUACUCCUGCUGCCAGUACUCCUGCUGCCAGUACUCCUGCUGCCAGUACUUGUGCUGCCAGUACUCCUGCUGCCAGUACUCCUGCUGCCAGUACUUCUGCCAGUACUCCUGCUGCCAGUACUCCUGCUGCCAGUACUUCUGCUGCCAGUACUUCUGCUGCCAGUACUUCUGCUGCCAGUACUCCUGCUGCCAGUACUCCUGCUGCCAGUACUUCUGCUGCCAGUACUUCUGCUGUUAGUACUCCUGCUGCCAGUACUCCUGCUGCCAGUACUUCUGCUGCCAGUACUUCUGCUGCCAGUACUUCUGCUGCCAGUACUCCUGCUGCCAGUACUCCUGCUGCCAGUACUCCUGCUGCCAGUACUUGUGCUGCCAGUACUCCUGCUGCCAGUACUCCUGCUGCCAGUACUUCUGCCAGUACUCCUGCUGCCAGUACUCCUGCUGCCAGUACUUCUGCUGCCAGUACUUCUGCUGCCAGUACUUCUGCUGUUAGUACUCCUGCUGCCAGUACUCCUGCUGCCAGUACUUCUGCUGCCAGUACUUCUGCUGCCAGUACUUCUGCUGCCAGUACUUCUGCUGCCAGUACUCCUGCUGCCAGUACUUCUGCUGCCAGUACUUCUGCUGCCAGUACUUCUGCUGCCAGUACUUCUGCUGCCAGUACUUCUGCUGUUAGUACUCCUGCUGCCAGUACUCCUGCUGCCAGUACUCCUGCUGCCAGUACUUCUGCUGCCAGUACUUCUGCUGCCAGUACUUCUGCUGCCAGUACUUCUGCUGCCAGUACUUCUGCUGCCAGUACUUCUGCUGCCAGUACUUCUGCUGUUAGUACUCCUGCUGCCAGUACUCCUGCUGCCAGUACUUCUGCUGCCAGUACUUCUGCUGCCAGUACUUCUGCUGCCAGUACUUCUGCUGCCAGUACUCCUGCUGCCAGUACUUCUGCUGCCAGUACUCCUGCUGCCAGUACUUCUGCUGCCAGUACUUCUGCUGCCAGUACUUCUGCUGCCAGUACUCCUGCUGCCAGUACUUCUGCUGCCAGUACUUCUGCUGCCAGUACUUCUGCUGUUAGUACUCCUGCUGCCAGUACUCCUGCUGCCAGUACUUCUGCUGCCAGUACUUCUGCUGCCAGUACUCCUGCUGCCAGUACUUCUGCUGCCAGUACUUCUGCUGCCAGUACUUCUGCUGCCAGUACUUCUGCUGCCAGUACUUCUGCUGCCAGUACUUCUGCUGUUAGUACUCCUGCUGCCAGUACUCCUGCUGCCAGUACUUCUGCUGCCAGUACUCCUGCUGCCAGUACUCCUGCUGCCAGUACUUCUGCUGCCAGUACUCCUGCUGCCAGUACUCCUGCUGCCAGUACUCCUGCUGCCAGUACUCCUGCUGCCAGUACUUCUGCUGUUAGUACUCCUGCUGCCAGUACUCCUGCUGCCAGUACUCCUGCUGUCAGUACUUCUGCUGUUAGUACUCCUGCUGCCAGUACUCCUGCUGUCAGUACUCCUGCUGCCAGUACUCCUGCUGCCAGUACUCCUGCUGUCAGUACUCCUGCUGCCAGUACUCCUGCUGCCAGUACUCCUGCUGCCAGUACUCCUGCUGCCAGUACUCCUGCUGCCAGUAUUCCUGCUGCCAGUACUCCUGCUGCCAGUACUUCUGCUGUUAGUACUCCUGCUGCCAGUACUCCUGCUGCCAGUACUCCUGCUGCCAGUACUUCUGCUGUUAGUACUCCUGCUGCCAGUACUCCUGCUGCCAGUACUCCUGCUGUCAGUACUCCUGCUGCCAGUACUCCUGCUGCCAGUACUCCUGCUGCCAGUACUCCUGCUGCCAGUACUUCUGCUGCCAGUACUCCUGCUGUCAGUACUUCUGCUGUUAGUACUCCUGCUGCCAGUACUCCUGCUGUUAGUACUCCUGCUGCCAGUACUCCUGCUGCCAGUACUCCUGCUGCCAGUACUCCUGCUGCCAGUACUCCUGCUGCCAGUACUCCUGCUGCCAGUACUCCUGCUGUCAGUACUUCUGCUGUUAGUACUCCUGCUGCCAGUACUCCUGCUGCCAGUACUCCUGCUGCCAGUAUUCCUGCUGCCAGUACUCCUGCUGCCAGUACUCCUGCUGCCAGUAUUCCUGCUGCCAGUACUCCUGCUGCCAGUAUUCCUGCUGCCAGUACUCCUGCUGCCAGUAUUCCUGCUGCCAGUACUCCUGCUGCCAGUACUCCUGCUGCCAGUACUCCUGCUGUCAGUACUUCUGCUGUUAGUACUCCUGCUGCCAGUACUCCUGCUGCCAGUACUCCUGCUGCCAGUACUCCUGCUGCCAGUACUCCUGCUGCCAGUACUCCUGCUGCCAGUACUUCUGCUGUUAGUACUCCUGCUGCCAGUACUCCUGCUGCCAGUACUCCUGCUGUCAGUACUCCUGCAUGCAAGAGGGAGUCCUCGAUCAAUUUAAAAUACCCUGGAAAGAUAUCUUGUUGUUGUUAA
Molecule: messenger RNA, 3993 nt
Organism: Procambarus clarkii (red swamp crayfish)
Lineage: Eukaryota; Metazoa; Arthropoda; Malacostraca; Decapoda; Cambaridae
Product: ice-structuring glycoprotein-like
Source: RefSeq, a predicted model, not a curated record